Leptonychotes weddellii (Weddell seal) is the source of this 2751-nucleotide messenger RNA. NCBI's taxonomy places the organism in Eukaryota, Metazoa, Chordata, Mammalia, Carnivora, Phocidae. The record is from RefSeq and is a predicted model, not a curated record.
GACGGCGUUACCGUCUCCAAGGAGCGGUCCGGGGCACCGGUUUCAAAGUCGCAGGGCGGGCCGAGUGGACUUCCGCUGCUGGCCCCGGGUUUCCCUGCCGUCCUGGAGUCAACGCCUCCACCCCAAACGCUCCUCCAAGGACGCCGUCACCCGGCUUCUUGCCGGCUCCUUCGGCUGUCUCCUAAGUGGCCCGAUACGACCCCGAGUGACCUGCGGGACGCCUAUAGCCACCUGCGUCCCCGUUUUACCCGGCCGGGAUUCGGGUGAACGUGGAACAAAAUUCACUUGGUGGGUCCCCAGCAGACCUGAAAUCUGAAGUCUGUUGCCUGAGCGAGGGGCUACGCUGGGACUCGGGAGAAGAAGUGGCGGGGGGGCUGUUGACGCCGCGUGAGUAGGAUGCUGAUAAUACCGCUCGAGUGCUUGACAACCUCCGGAGCGUUGCUUUAGUUUUGUUUUCCCGCACAGCGAGCUCUGGGUUUUUUCUUUUUCGGUGGUGGUGGUGGUGGGGUUUUGUUUUGUUUUUGUUGUUUUUGAAGAAAGUGAAGGUGGUGAAAGCUCCAAACUAAAAUUCUAUCGAAAUGGCCACAGAAAUCGACUUUGUGAGAGAUCAAAAUCGACUAAAUGAAGUACUUAGACGAUAUCAAAUGGAAAAUUUUUCCAAAUAUUCAUCAGUGCAGAAAACUGUCUUCAAAGGAAAUGGAGAUGACACAUUAGAAAACACAAUAGUUGAUCAAAGCUUUUUAGCUCCUCUUAUUAUUGAGUAUGAUAAGCAUCUGGAAGAGCUAAAUAGGCAGCUGAAGUAUUAUCAGAAACAUAUGGGUGAGAUGAAACUACAUCUUGAAAAUGUCAUCAAGGAAAACGCAAGGUUGCACAGUGAAUUAAAAGAUGCUGUUGAAAAGCAACUGGAGUCCCUUCCCUUUGGCACAGACAUGGGAAAUGAUAUAUAUACAGAUGAUGAAACAGUUAGGAAUCUACGAGAACAAUUACAACUAGCCAAUCAAGAAAAAACUCAGGCUGUGGAACUCUGGCAGACUGUUUCUCAGGAGCUGGACAGACUUCAGAGACUUUACCAGGAACAUAUGACUGAGGCCCAGAUUCAUGUAGUUGAAAGUCAAAAACAAAAGACUAACCAACAGUUUCUGAAAACAGUAACUGAACAAAAUGUGGAAAUUGAGCGACUCCGAAAAAAACUCAGGCAAGCCAAGUUAGAUAUGGGAGUUGCAGCAGCAAAAGUGGAAGAGUUAAAUAACAUGGCUGAAAAUCUUCAAGGACAAAUGCAAAAGAAGGAGGAGGAAAUGUUGUCUGCCCAAGGAAGAGAGGAAGCAUCAGAUAGGCGUUUACAGCAGUUACAAUCUAGUAUAAAACAAUUAGAAACAAGACUCUGUGUAGCAAUCCAAGAAGCCACCCAAUUAAGAGCACAAAAAACACAUUUGGAAAAACAGACCAGAGAGUUACAAGCAAAGUGCAAUGAAUUAGAAAAUGAAAAAUAUGAAGCUAUUGUAAGAGCCAGAAAUAGCAUGCAGCUCUUAGAAGAAGCUAACCUUCAAAAAAAUCAGGCUCUACUUGAAGAGAAGCAAAAAGAAGAAAAUAUAGAGAAAAUGAAAGAAACAGUCUCUCGGCUUGUGCAAGAUGCUGCCAUAAGAACCAGGAAGGAAGUUGCAAGCACAAGGAAACAGUAUAAUGUACAGAUUUCUCGACUAAAAGAAGAACUUUCAGCCCUUCAAAUGGAGUGUGCUGAAAAACAAGGACAAAUUGAACGAGCCAUUAGGGAGAAAAAAGCAGUGGAAGGAGAACUAGAAAAGAUUUACCAUGAAGGUAGAGUAAAUCAAAGUGAUUACAGAAAACUAGAAGAAAUGCACCAAAGAUGUCUGGUUGCAGAGCGUUCAAAAGAUGAUCUUCAACUAAGACUUAAGACAGCAGAAAAUAAAAUAAAACAACUUGAAAUAAAUUCUUCAGAAGAGAUAUCACGUUGCCAAGAAAUGAUUCAGAAACUUCAAAACAUAUUGGAGUCUGAGAGAGAGAACUGUGGAUUUGUCAGUGAACAAAGGCUGAAACUUCAGCAAGAAAAUGAACAGUUACAGAAAGAGACUGAAGAUUUAAGAAAGCUUGCUCUCGAGGCUCAAAAAAAAGCCAAAUUAAAGAUCAGUACAAUGGAACAUGAAUUUUCAAUAAGGGAACAUGGAUUUGAAGUUCAACUGAGAGAGCUGGAAGAUAGUAAUCGAAAUUCCACUGUUGAACUGAGGCAUCUCUUAGUGACUCAACAGAAGGCGGCCAAUAGGUGGAAAGAAGAAACAAAGAAACUUACUGAAAGUGCAGAAAUUAGAAUCAGUAAUCUAAAGAGUGAGCUGAGUCGACAGAAACUUCAUACCCAAGAGCUGCUUUCUCAGCUGGAAAUGGCAAAUGAAAAGGUAGUUGAGAAUGAGAAACUAAUUCUAGAGCAUCAAGAAAAAGCCAACAGACUUCAAAGGCGUCUAAGUCAGGCGGAACAGAGAGCGGCUUCAGCUUCCCAGCAGUUAAAUCUCUACAUCACAGUCCUAAGAGCUUCAAGUUUACCUUUUUUAAGGAAUAUGGUAAAGAAAAUGCCUACGUAAAAUCAACAACCUUGAGUUCUAUAGUAAAAAGAGUAGUUAUAGAACCUUAAUUAGAUAAUCCAGUUGGCAUCUCGUUUAGUCUUCCUCCUGACAGAAUUAAACCCAAGCAGCCCAACACAGAUGUUUUUCUCCUGUUACUUAAACUCUCUAAUGACAAAGA